GGCUUCGCCCGUUGCCGGGAGAACCCGGGGCAACAAAAGGCGCCGGCGGCGGCUCUAGCAGCGGCGCGGCGAAGCGGAGCCGAGAAGUCCUGCGCUGCUCUCGCCGCCAGAGACGGGCUUCCUCGAACCAGGGUCCAGAUCUUACAUAAAAUGGAUGUUUCUCACACUAGAUACUGAAUAUUAAGUAGAAAAUCUAUUUAGUAAAAUCUAAGCUGCCAUGGAGGAAAUACCAGUAAAAGUUGCUGUAAGAAUUAGACCUCUGCUGUGCAAAGAAGUUCUUCAUAAUCAUCAAGCUUGUGUGAGAGCUAUUCCAAACACCCAACAAAUUAUCAUUGGGAGAGAUAGAAUCUUUACUUUUGAUUUUGUUUUUGGCAAAAAUUCCACUCAAGAUGAAGUUUAUAAUACUUGUAUAAAGCCACUAGUGUUGUCACUCAUUGAGGGCUAUAAUGCAACAGUUUUUGCCUAUGGACAAACUGGAUCUGGGAAGACAUACACCAUUGGAGGAGGCCAUGUUGCUUCAAUUGUGGAGGGUCAAAAGGGUAUCAUUCCUCGUGCUAUCCAAGAAAUAUUUCAAAACAUCUCUGAAAAUCCUAGCAUUGACUUUAAUGUAAAAGUGUCUUAUAUAGAAGUAUACAAGGAAGACCUAAGAGAUCUUCUAGAAUUGGAGACAUCUGUGAAGGAUCUUCACAUCCGAGAAGAUGAAAAGGGAAACACAGUGAUUGUUGGGGCCAAGGAAUGCCAGGUGGAGAGUGCAGAUGAAGUGCUGAGUCUCCUGGAGAUGGGAAAUGCAGCCAGGCAUACGGGUACCACCCAAAUGAACGAGCACUCCAGUAGAUCACAUGCAAUUUUCACAAUCAGCGUUUGUCAAGUGAAGAAAAAUAUAGAGGCAGCCGAAGAUGGAUCGUGGUAUUCCCAUAGACAUAUUGUCUCAAAGUUCCAUUUUGUGGAUUUGGCUGGGUCAGAAAGAGUAACCAAAACAGGGAAUACUGGCGAACGGUUCAAAGAAUCCAUUCAAAUCAACAGUGGGUUGCUGGCUUUAGGAAAUGUAAUAAGCGCUCUUGGGGACCCACGCAGGAAGAGUUCUCAUAUUCCAUAUAGGGACGCUAAAAUUACCCGGCUUCUGAAAGAUUCCCUGGGAGGCAGUGCCAAGACUCUCAUGAUCACUUGUGUCAGCCCAUCCUCCUCGGAUUUCGAUGAGUCCUUAAAUUCUCUCAAAUACGCCAACAGAGCACGCAACAUUAGAAACAAACCCACCUUGAACUUCAGCCCCGAGUCAGACCGUAUGGAUGAAAUGGAAUUUGAGAUUAAGUUGCUUCGAGAAGCUUUGCAAAGCCAGCAGUCUGUUAGCAGCCAGACUAGCCAGAUGCACCGAGAGGAGACUCCUGAUAAAAAUAAGAUCCAUUCUCUUGAGGAGCAAGUAGCUCAGCUGCAAGGAGAAUGUCUGGGUUACCAAAACUGUAUAGAGGAAGCCUUUACCUUCCUGGUGGACCUGAAAGAUGCCGUGAAACUGAACCAGAAGCAGCAACACAGACUGCAGGAGUGGUUUAACACGACCCAGGAGAUCAGGAAGGCGAUUCUCACCUCAUUCAGAGGGAGCCAAGGCGUAGGAAACCUGGAGGAAGGACCGCAGCAUAUUACAGUUCUCCAGCUGAAGCGAGAGCUUAAGAAAUGCCAGUGUGCUCUUGCAGCUGAUGAAGUAGUAUUUAAUCAGAAGGACCUGGAGGUGAAGGAACUAAAGAAUCAAGUGCAAAUGAUGGUGCAGGAAAACAAAGGACAUGUUGUAUCUUUGAAAGAAGCGCAAAAAGUGAACAGGUUGCAGAAUGAAAAAAUAAUAGAACAACAACUUCUUGUGGAUCAACUGAAUGAAGAACUAACAAAACUUAACCUGUCAAUGACUUCUCCAGCUAAGGAAACUUGUGGAGAUGGGCCAGAUGCCAGGAUCCUUGAAAAGAGACCAUAUACUGUACCAUUUGAUACUCAUUUGGGGCAUUAUAUUUAUAUCCCAGCAAGAUCAGAUUCCAGGAAGGUCCACACAAGUCCUUCUGUAUACUCUCUGGAUCGACUAGUUGCCGGAUUUCGAACACGAAGUCAGAUGCUGCUGGGUCACAUAGAAGAACAAGAUGAAGUCCUCCACUGCCAGUUUUCUGAUAACAGUGAUGAUGAAGAAUCAGAAAGCCAAGAGAAAUCUGAAAUUAGACAUGGAAGUUACUCCCAUUGGAUUCAAAAGCCAGGCUCUGUUUGUUCUCUUGUUGAAUUGAAUGAUAUGCAGGAUCAAACACAAAAGUCAAGAUUGGAGAAUGAAGAUUUAAAAAUUGAAUGUCUCCAGGAGAGUCAAGAGUUGAAUUUGCAAAAAUUAAAGAAUUCAGAACUCAUACUUACUGAAGCUAAACAAAAAAUGAGAGAACUUACAAUUAACAUCAAGAUGAAGGAAGAUCUGAUUAAAGAAUUAAUUAAAACAGGUAAUGAUGCCAAGUCUGUAAGCAAACAGUAUUCUCUGAAAGUAACAAAACUUGAGCAGGAAGCAGAACAAGCAAAAGUGGAAUUAACUGAAACAGAAAAGCAGCUACAGGAACUGGAAAACAGAGAUCUUUCUGAUAUUGCUUUGAAGGUAAAAUUACAGAAGGAGUUUCGUAAAAAGAUGGAUGCCGCAAAGCUAAGAGUCCAGGUCCUACAGAAGAAGCAACAAAAUAGUAAGAAAUUGGCAUCGCUUUCGAUCCAAAAUGAGAAACGUGCUAAUGAACUAGAGCAGAAUGUAGAUCACAUGAAAUAUCAAAAGGUACAGCUGCAAAAAAGACUUCGAGAAGAAAACGAAACAAGGAAACAACUGGAUGCAGAAAUUAAGCGGGAUCAACAAAAAAUCAAAGAACUACAGUUAAAAACAGAACAGAAAGAAGGUCUAAAACUGAAAGCUGAGGACCUUGAUGCGUUUAAGAUGAGGAGAAAAGGCCCAUUUGGAAGUGUAGACCAACUUCAGAAACUGGAUGAGCAAAAGAAAUGGUUAGAUGAAGAAGUAGAGAAAGUUCUGAACCAACGCCAAGAAUUAGAGAUGCUGGAAGAAGACUUAAAGAAACGGGAGGCCAUAGUUUCUAAGAAGGAGGCCCUGUUACAGGAGAAGAGUCACCUGGAAAAUAAGAAGUUGCGAUCUAGUCAGGCUUUAAACACAGACAGUUUGAAAAUAGCAACUCGCCUGAACUUGUUGGACCAAGAGUUGUCUGAAAAGAAUGUACAGCUCCAGAGCAGCACAUCUGAGGAGAAAAUAAAGAUUUCAGAACAAGUUCAAGCCCUCCAGAAAGAAAAGGAUCAGCUGCAGAGACGAAGAGACAGCGUGGAUGAGAAACUUAAAAAUGGUAGCGUGUUAUCACCGGAAGAAGAACAUGUCCUUUUUCAACUCGAAGAAGGGAUUGAAGCUUUGGAAGCUGCAAUUGAAUACAAGAACGAAGGUAUCCAGAGUCGCCAGAAGUCACUCAGAGCUUCAUUCCAAAACCUCUCUCACAGUGAAGCAAAUGUCUUGGAAAAGCUAAUUUGCCUGAAUCCAGUUGAGAUUAGAGCUAUUCUUCUCAGAUAUUUCAAUAAGGUGGUUAAUUUGCGAGAAGCUGAACGGAAACUGCAGUUACAGAAUGAAGAAAUUAAAAUGAAAGUUCUGGAACGGGAUAAUACAGUUCGUGAGUUGGAAUCUACACUGGAACAUCUGAAAUUGCAGUGUGACCGGAGACUGACCCUCCAGCAAAAGGAACACGAGCAAAAAAUGCAGCUGCUCUUACAUCAUUUCAAAGAGCAAGAUGGGGAAGGCAUUGUGGAAACUUUAAAAAAUUAUGAAGAUAAAAUCCAGCAGCUGGAAAGAGAUCUUUAUUUCUAUAAGAAAACCAGCAGAGAUCUUAAGAAGAAACUUAAGGAACUGUUAGGGGAAGCAAUUCGGCGGCAACUAGCACCAUCAGAAAAUCAUGAUGCUGGAGAUAGAGUCCAGAACCCAGACGAAGCAGGCGUGGUUUCAGAAGAAUCAAAAUGGGCGUCCAGAACUGAAAGUAUGAAAUUAAGUGGAAGGGAGAGAGAAUUAGACAGUUCCACAAGCAGCUUACGAACGCAACCAAAUCCGCAGAAGCUCUGGGAAGAUGGCCCAGAAUUACCUCCAAUUUAUAGCUCUUUAGCACCUACUAGUGGGCAUUUGUUAAGCAAUGAGGACAAAACAGAAACAGAUGAAAAUCAGUUUACAAAAUCUCAUAGUCGAUCAUCACCCCACAUUCAGCCAGUAGGAAAUGUGGGACAGCUGCAUGGUGUCACACCUGUAAAGUUGUGUCGCAAAGAGUUACGUCAGAUUUCUACCUUCGAACUAUCAUUACGACGUUCCAGUCUUGGGGUUGGAUCUAUGACUGCUGAUUCCAUUGAAGUAGCUAGGAAACCGAGUGACUUAAAAACUUAGACAUUUAAUAAUAGAACUUUUAAUUUAGUAGAUGUGUAAGAUUCCUUUUUCUAACCUGUUAAACAUUAAAGCUUAAGCUCACUAGCUCUUCCCUCAGGAUAAAAGAAGAAGGGGAGGAAGGAAUCCCUAAUCCUUUUGUAUACUAUAGAUGUGUAUAUCUUCUGUUAUAUAUUUGAGGAGUUUUAAUUUGUAUUUCCAUAAUAAACCAAACAAACACAUGCUUUACAAUACUGUCAAGUAAUGGGACUUUUAAAUAUUUCCACUUAUAAAUUUGCUUAAAAUUUUUUUCCAGUCAUAUUUGAAGAGCAAAACUAAGAGUAGAAUAAUAAAGUAAAAUAUUCCUCAAAUGUAUAUUAUUAUAUUAAAGUAUAUUAUGAAGUACAUUAUUAUAAGUAUGUUAUAAUACCUUAUAAAUUCAGAUUGUUGUUCUAUAAAUACAAGGAUAUUUUAUUAUUUAAAAAAACACGAUUAAAUAUUGCUUGUGUCAGAGAGUCACCUGCUGCAUAUGUUUUGGCACAGCUGAAAAUUUGUGCCAAAAUGCAGCCUGCGGGCUAAGGCAACUGCUUGGAUUUAUAGAUUAAGGUUAAUUUAUGGUCCUCAGAGCCCAUACAGGGUGUUUAAGAUCAGUCUUAAACAUGGGCUCUACUCUUCUGGAAUUCUUUUUAGAGUGUUAUAUUAUUGGUUUGCUGAUACUAUGGAAUGUAAGUUUUCAUCUGUCCUCUGCCUGUCUAUUCAACGUACCUCUUUGGGAGAAGUGGAUACAGCUCCAUGGAAUAGGGAAACAAGGAUAGAAUAACAUGAAAGCAUUCUGACAUUUCAAGAAAAAGAAAUCUGGUCACAUGGAGCACACUUGUAAAGCUUGAAGUCCAAACAGAGGAUCUUUAGCUAAUAAUCUGAUGGACUUAAUCUGAGAUUCUUCUACAGCCUGCUUAGUCAGGCCUUGUACACAGGCUGGCCAAAUAGCCCUGGGGCUGUGAAUAUAUAAAUGAAAUUUUUUCUUCAAGUUUUUUGCUCUAAAUCUUAUUAUAUAACAUAAACUUCAGUUUGGAAUUAAGAGCUAAAUGUUGAUUUGCCCAAAUACAAUUUGUACUUUUUAAAAUUUUCAUAUUUUUCAUCCCAUUAUAAUGACCAGAGGUAUUAUUUUGCUAUUUUUUGUUACUUAUAUUGUUAUUUUUGUUACUUUUCCAAACUUUCACUUGUAAAAUAAAGUUUUUCUUAAACUGAUUAAUAUUUGGGUAGGGCAGUAGCAAAGUCACCCUGAUUUAUGGGUGCCUACUCAAUGAGAAUAACCUCUUUCUUACUGACUCUAGUUUUUCUUAUCUGAUGCUGCUUGCUAAUUUUUUCUUUUAUUCUUUCCUCUGUUGCUGUUGACCCUGACCAUCUCACCUAAGACCCAACUGUUGCCCUGUGCUCAAAGAGUUUUCUAGUUUUUUCUAGUUUUUAGCUCCUAGGGAGUAGGGUUUCUUGGUCUCACUGGUAAAAACCAGUUCCUAUAGAGGAAAACCAAACCAAAACAAAAUUCUAAAUUGGUGAAUAGUUUCUAUAUCUCUUAAGUAUGUUACUAAAACUCACUUAGAUUAUGGGUUAAACAGACUUCUGUGGUCUUACCUGAAAAUGGAACCAUAGUUUUUAUAACAUCCGCCCAAUGAGAAACUACUUCAAACAACAAAUUUACAAACCAACUUAGAAAUUUUAUUUUUAACAGCGACUAUUUGAAGUCAGAUUCUGGUUUUAAGCUAGUUUUCUCUUUUUGCCUUUGGUUUGUAGGAUAUAUAUUUAAUAUACAUCAUACAUAAAUAAUGACAAAAGGCCAGUGCCUUAACAAAGCACAGCAAUCAUAUACUUAUUAAUAAACACAUAUUUAUUAAUGAAGUUCCUAAUUUUAAAUUCCUUAUAAAAUUAAGCAAUAAUUUAGGAAUAAUUCAUAAAAGAAUAUAUUUGACACCGGAAUUCUGCCUGCCCAAGAAAUUGACACAUAUUUGUUUUACCUGUGGAAAUAUAAACACAUUUUCUAAAAGCAAGCUCACUAACAAAGAAAAUUUAUACUAAACCAACAAUGAAUAGAUUUGAUAAUGCAAAUGUGGACUGACUUCUAAAUAACAGAGGUACAGUUUUUUUUUUCCCUUUUGGUUAAACAUACAUCCUUCAUAUAUGAUAGAUUUCAUAUACAUACUCAAACACACAUAUACAGAAUGUCCUGAAUAAUACAUUCCGGGAGUGAACCUCCUGUCUUUCUAGUUUAGUCGGUGCAUUCACAAAGGAAAGAGAAAUAAAGGCACCUCCCCCAAGCAAGUACAAUUUUAAAUAUAUAUACUAAUAAUAAAUUUUACUGUUUGUUUCACAUGCCCUUCUUAAAUAUUUUGUCAUUGUGUUUACCUUUUUGCAUGUAUAUGAAAUAUGCUUAUAGUUUUUUUUUUGUUUGUUUAUUAGGUUUUUCCACUUACACAGAGCAUUUGAAAGGAAAUAUAUUUGCCUCCAUGAAGUACUAGUUCCUUCCCUGACUCCAGAGUGUCAUAGAUAAGAGUUGGAGAAUUCUAUGAAAAUGGAAACUCUAGGUGUCAAGUGAAGGUCCUUUUGUGCUUUAAUGUUUGUUUUCUUUUGCUAAUGGUUUUUUUUUUUCCCCUCAGUUCUUCAUAUCUUCAUGAAUUCAGGGUCCAAGAAGUCAGCAAAAAUUUACAUAUGAUCUUCAGUAAUGUGGACUUUAUUGCCACUGACUUGUUUGUAUUAGUCCAGGUCAAUAAAGUGAUAAGUGCUUAUUUAAGAA
This is a messenger RNA of Camelus dromedarius (Arabian camel), 7181 nucleotides long. RefSeq names its product kinesin family member 27 (gene KIF27). Gene Ontology annotation, molecular function: microtubule binding; ATP binding; microtubule motor activity. NCBI's taxonomy places the organism in Eukaryota, Metazoa, Chordata, Mammalia, Artiodactyla, Camelidae. Gene Ontology annotation, cellular component: microtubule associated complex. Gene Ontology annotation, biological process: microtubule-based movement; spindle elongation; mitotic spindle organization. The transcript has 18 exons. The record is from RefSeq and is a predicted model, not a curated record. The coding region runs from base 218 to 4417 and encodes 1399 amino acids.